This is a messenger RNA of Linepithema humile (Argentine ant), 1828 nucleotides long. The record is from RefSeq and is a predicted model, not a curated record. Lineage: Eukaryota; Metazoa; Arthropoda; Insecta; Hymenoptera; Formicidae.
AUUCAUCGUGACUCAUGUAUUUAUUCACAUCUACAACGAUGCUUGCAAUUUAACCCAGCUGCCAGCUGGAGUGGCCAGUAUUAUCUCUGAUAGCGUCCGUGUAGGUUGAUAGAAGCGUCAAUAAGCACCGUUGCGACGCAAUUACUGAUCACUUUCCUAUUGUAUUUAGGAAAAAUUAAUUGUAAUAAUUGAUCAACAACUGACGAAUAAUGGAUCCUUUCGAAAUACUGUGCGGCAUUGCAGUCGCACUCAUUGCUCUUUAUUAUUAUUUUACAUCAUCCUAUGAUUUUUGGAAUUCACGCGGCGUUCGUGGACCACAACCGUCAAUACCAUUUGGUAAUGUUAAAGAUGUUAUGCUUACAAAGAAGGCCAUGGGACAUUACUUAAAGGAAGUAUACAACGAAUACAAAAAUGAGUCUGUGAUUGGGAUAUUUCUUAGGAAGACGCCCGUUCUUGUCGUAAAAGAUCCAGAAUUGAUAAAAGAUGUGCUUAUCAAAGAUUUCUCCACAUUUGCUGAUAGAGGCUUCACCAUUCAUGAAAGGGCCGAGCCGCUGUCGCAACAUCUUUUUGGUUUAGAACCUAAAAGAUGGCGACCUUUAAGAACGAAUCUGUCGCCUGUUUUUACAUCUGGGAAAUUAAAGGAGAUGUUCUCUUUAAUAUCAGAAUGUGCCGACCAUCUUGAGAAAUAUAUUAAAAAAUUGGCAAACAAAAAAGAGCCUGUAGAGUGCCGGGAACUGACAGCAAAAUAUACGACCGAUGUUAUUGGAACCUGUGCAUUUGGUAUUGAAAUGAAUGCUAUGUCGAACGAAGACAGCGAAUUUCGCAAGAUGGGACGAGAAGCUUUUGCUCCAACUUGGAAGAAUAUACUACGAAUGAGAAUUAGAACAUCUAUGCCAUGGCUUUACGAUAUUCUUGGAUAUAUUCUACCGCACACUGAAGUGACCAAAUUUUUCAUACGUGUUAUCGUAGAGACCUUGGAUUAUAGAGAAAGGAAUAAUAUCGUUAGACAUGAUUUCGUCGAUAUGCUGCGCGAAUUAAAAAAACACCCGGAGAAACUAGGCGAUAUUGAUUUGACCGAUAGCUUGAUAGCAUCUCAAGCAUUCGUAUUCUUCCUUGCCGGUUUUGAAACCUCUUCAACAACUAUGAGUCACGCACUAUACGAGUUAGCUAUUAAUCAGCAAAUACAAGACAAAUUACGUGAAGAAAUUGAGCAAGAAUAUGCAAGUCACGGCAGCAACUUAACGUAUGAUAACGUUAAAAAAAUGAGUUAUUUGGAUAAAGUUUUCAAAGAAACUUUACGAAAAUAUCCCCCGGUAACAUUUCUUUUGAGGAAAUCGUUAUCAGAUUAUACUUUUGAUGGUACCAAAGUCUCUAUACCAAAAAAUCAAAGCGUAUGGAUUCCGGUUUAUGCAAUUCAUCACGAUCCAAGCAUUUAUCCAGAGCCAGAUGUUUUCGAUCCAGAAAGAUUUACUGAGGAAGCUGUGCAAUCUAGACACGCAAUGUUUUAUCUACCUUUCGGCGAUGGUCCGAGGAAUUGCAUUGGUGCUCGCUUUGGUGUUCAUCAGACUAAAAUUGGACUCAUAAAAAUGUUACGAAAUUACAAAGUUGAAACUUGUGAGAAAACACGAAUACCUUAUGAAACUGAUCCCAAGGCAUUCUUGUUAGCACCAAUAGAUGGAAUACAUUUAAGAAUAACUAAAAUCGAACGAAUUUAGUUAAACCCUUUUGUAAUUCGUAAUAAAAUAUAUAUAAAGGAAAAUUAGUUCUAAUAACUGAUCAACAAUUGACGAAUAAUGGAUCCUUUCGAAAUACUGUGCGGCAUUGCAGU